Mizuhopecten yessoensis (Yesso scallop) is the source of this 5867-nucleotide messenger RNA. Its product is annotated as kelch-like protein 26. Gene Ontology annotation, molecular function: protein binding. NCBI's taxonomy places the organism in Eukaryota, Metazoa, Mollusca, Bivalvia, Pectinida, Pectinidae. Bases 3925 to 5742 code for a protein of 605 amino acids. The record is from RefSeq and is a predicted model, not a curated record. The transcript is spliced from 5 exons.
AUAAAGAGGUCAAGGAAAAUAGAUCUACCAAUCCAGUGUAAGGAUGACGUAAAUACUACAAACUGCGUAGAUUCUUGUCGUUUUCAUGUGUCGUUCCUGUCGUUGAUGUAGGGCGAUACAUUUCUAUGUUGAUAAUUGACGUAGCCUUACACCUACCGCGACAGCUAGUAGACACCGUAUUUACCUUAUCAGAUAACAGACCUCUGCUGCAUUAAGAAGACUGGAGAGAUACCUGGUUGCAUACACAGUCAAACAAGUAUAUUUUGGCGACGAUAAAAGAUGAUCCAUGAAAGGAGGUGUCCUAGAUUUAACAGCAAAAUAAAUCUUACACUAUCAGAAGAAAAUCUGGAUUUACGUUGAGCGCAGAUUCAAAGUUUAUGAGUGGGUUGUUUGAUUAAAUCGGUUUAUCUUCCGAUAAACAUCUAGUUUGGAAUUGAAGGAGCGCGAAGAUUAUUUUCCUCACCACAGGGAGUGCCAAUAUAUUUAUGCGCAGAAAAGUGAUUCUUCAAUAUCUUUUAAAGUGAUGAACAAUUAUAUAGGAGAAUGCAUUCUUGUCAUGGCUUAAAUAAAGUAAUAUAAGUCACAUGUAAAUUUUGAAUACAAAAUGAUCACCACAAACCUACCAACUACUUUCAAAGAGCAUUGCUCUUUUGUUACCUCCUAUUUGUGCUAAAUAAUACAAGAAAUAUAAAUCAAAUGUCUUUGUUCAUGGAUAUAUUUCAACAUCAUUCCAAUGGAUAUUAAAUAAUUUUCUACUGGAUGUUUUGUAAACAAAUCAGGUAAGGUUUUGUAGUUCAUGAGCUAUAUAGUAUUGUACAUUGUAUUAACAGUUUUACCUGCACAUCAACGAAUCAAUUAUAUAUACACUCUAGAUGUUUUUAUCAUCAAUAUUUAUGUUUCAUACACAUUCGUACCUUCACAGAAGCAACCGACAAUAGAUAAUAAAAGGAUACAAGGAUACUCAGACACUUUCGCCGAAUGAAAUAUUCACCCAUUAUAAUAUUUGUCCUGUGUUAAUGUGUGUUAAUUUCCACAGUGAAAAUGGUUUGAAUAAUGGAUACUCAGACACUUUCGCCGAAUGAAAUAUUCACCCUUUAUAAUAUUUGUCCUGUGUUAAUAUGUGUUAAUUUCCAUAGUGAAAAUGCUUUGAAUAAUGGAUACUCAGACACUUUCGCCGAAUGAAAUAUUCACCCAUUAUAAUAUUUGUCCUGUGUGUGUUAAUUUCCACAGUGAAAAUGAUAUGAAUAAUAAAUUGUGUACAAACAUCCCACGCCAUGAUCAAGUCUCCCUUAUUAUGUCGAAAAAAGGCAAAAGCAAACGACAUUAAUUAUGUCAUAAAUCAUAGGGAUCUUGCUGGUCUUGGUAUCCAUUUAACAUUAAUUGCAUAUGAAAUAUAAUAAUUGUUUCGCUACUAAACUGCCACGUGUCUUCCCAAAUUCUAUGAUACAAAUUGUUAUAAAUAUUCAGUUACAUAGUUAUAUGCAUCAUUUAUGUACGCAUUUAAUCCGCCUAUAUUGAACAGACUGUGCUGUCGUUUACCCUCUAUAGUAAGUAUUGGUAAGCUAUGCAAACACACAGGAUGGUCACAUCUAAAGUUAUCGGUUUUUCAUAUUUUAUAGGUACAUAUGAUUUGUUUUUAGACAAAAACACCAACUUAACUUCAACAUAUUUACCUGACAAAACUUAGUUCAAAAUUUAGUGUAACAAAAGCCUGGAACGACCUUAAAUGACCAUAGCUGUUAAAUAGGACGUAAAACAUAAAAAAACUAAACCAAAGUCACCGAAGAAGAGAUUUUCUUUAUAGAUAAUGGAGUCUGAGGUAAUAUAACCAAGUCAUGAUAAGUGUUGUAGUCAACAGUUUAAGAAGUCACUUUACAGUGUGAAUAUUUCUUAAUCUUCGAGAAUAAACAUUAACUACAGUGCGUAGUUUUUGUUUACAUCAUACAUACUUUGUUGCGUUCUGUUUGAUACAGAACUAAGAGAUAUAGAUUAUCACAUUAUAAACUAUUACUCAAUACAAUCUAACAAUUACCAGAUAUUAUUUGAAUAAAAAUGAAUUGUAAUAUGGAGAUAACUUUGAUAUAGAUGCUUUAAGCAUGAUGUUCAAUCCAAUUGAUAAUGAUUAUCAAUAAAGUACGUUGAAAUUGAAAUUGAAAUUAAUCUGGGUGUGAAUAAUACUAUUUCAAUAUCUUAAAAAAAAAUAAGCAAUAAAGAAAACAAAUAUAAUUUUAGUUGUUUUAUUUGCUCAGACGAAACCUUAAACUAUUAAAUAAAACAAAUAUAUAUAUAAAUAUCAACUAUUUGAUCCUUUCGAAGAUGUUGGAACUAUUUUAUUCUUUCGAAGAUUAGAUUAGAUCAUUAGCAUUUGUUGGAACUUGAUACCAUUUGAUACAAUGCUACUUCAAUUGACAACAGAAUGCAUGCAUUUAAGUAAAUAGUGUGUGUUUAAUUGUUUGAGUAAAAUGCGAGUAUUUGAUUGAAAAUGUUUUGUAUUUGAUAACGUAAACAUGUAAGCUGCUUGAUUGUUUGUUUAUUUGGGAAGUGUGUGCAUGAUUGUUAUCGAUUCUUUAUGAAUAGUGCAAAAUCCAUUGUUCCUGUACAUUAAGUGUGGGCUUGAUUAUUUAUGUAAAAUGUGUUUGUUUAAUUGUUUGAGAAAAAAGUGUUUGUUUGUUUGUGUUAAAUAUGUUUAUUUGUUUUUUCUGUAAAAAUGUUUGUGUUCUUAGUGUGUGUAUGAUAGUUAAUGUAAAGUGUUAGAUGUUAUAUAUUAAUAAUAUGUGUUUCAUUGUCGAUGUAAUAACUGUCCUGUCUCUGUGUAAAUGGUGUGUGUUCGGUUGUUUAUGAAAAUUGAGCAUGGUUGAGUGUUUAUGUCAAUCGUACGUGUAGACUGUGAGCGAGAAGAUGUUUUAAUAUUUUUUGUCUGCUAUUAGUGCAAGUAUUAUUGGUUUGAAUAAUUUUGGAAUAUGCUUUUGUUAGGACACAUAUUGAAUUUACAAAAUACUUAUUCAGAAGACAGAAAAACCGUCUUUGAUAACAUAAAAAGUGAAGGUGAAAUGUAUGCAGAAAAAAUGAUAGCAACUUGUAAGAUGAAGUGAAUAUGUAUCGUCGUUAACAAAGAGUAAUCCUGUAUAUAAAAAAUACGAAAAGAUUUGAAAACAAGUGAGCUGACUUUAAAUAAAUAAAUUCAGUUGUAUUUUAAUAAAUUCACAAUCUUACACUGUUACGUGAUUUCAUGAAAACAUCAAAGAAGAAAAACUGGAAAAGUUCCCCAAAUAAAAGCCCCCCUUUCACUGAACUUGGUAUUAUCUUUAUCUCUACCGAGAAUUUCCAGCCACGUAAACACUGUUGUACUUUAAAUAAUCCUCACACUACCUGUAUCUCAAGGCGUUGGGCUGACCUUGACAAAACAAUGCGUAUCUAUAGUAGUUCAUUGUUGGAUGUUUAAAUAUUUACGUAGUAUUAAACUCAAUAUGGGGAGUAAACGUGUAUACAUUUCUAUGUGCCGCAUGAUUCAACUUGAAAAUUUAAAAAAAACAACGUUUUAUUUUGACGGCUCACAGAAAUUCAUCAUUUACAACCGCCAGACAACGUUUAAAUCGGUCAAAUAGGAUUAUCUCCCCUUUUAACACAGCACUCCCACACGCACGAGUUUUUACUGAUAAAAAAUGUUAUGAAUGAAACGUGAGAAAGUUCACAUAGUACGGAGCAGUAUCGGUAAUUGUCGGAAGUUUCCGUCAAUUGUAAAAAGCAUAUCCCAGAAUUCCACCGCAGUUGGCGAGGCUCAUUCAAAUUACAGAUAUUCGUAUCCCAUAAGCAACGUGGAAUCAAGACGGCAAGAUCACCAGGAAGGUUUGUAUUGAGUGAAGUGUGAUUCAUAGACGCUUGAAUAAGGCGGGGUUCAUAGUUCAUCGCCCUCAGUACUCUGUAAUGCUGCGACCUGUAGCGCUCUUCAGUGGAAGAAGGUCAAGCCAUGUCAAUAAUGUUACCAAGAUGACGGCAGAGCACCAGCGUGUGCAGGCCGAGGGAUAUGGAGACUCGGUCAUUACACAGAUGAAAAACCUCCGCACUAAUAAUGAGCUGUGUGACUUCAAGGUGUCUGCGGAGGGACGGACAUUUGAUGUCCACAAGGUUCUUCUUGCUGCGACAAGUGAUUAUUUCAAGGUCAUGUUUGGAGGUGUCAUGGCCGAGAGCAAGCAAAAUUCUGUGGACCUGAAGGGAGUCACAGCAGACGGCCUUCAGCAGAUCGUGGAGUUUAUUUAUAGUGGCGAGAUGUCUCUCCAUUAUGACAACCUGACAGAAAUCAUCAACACUGCCAGUCAUCUCCAGGUGUCCUCGGCAAUAGAACUCUGCAGUACUUACAUCAAGUCACUUAUGACCUUCGACAAUGCCGACGAGUUUCUCACCAUAGCAGACACAUAUUCCCUCGAAAAGGUCCAGUAUCACUGGGAUAACAUGAUCCUGAACAGUUUCUAUGAGUUCAGUCAGACCCAAAUCUUUCUGAAGCUUGAUGCCUCUUCACUUACAAAGUACCUCUCGCAAAACGCACUCAGGACCUCCUCAGAGUACAAACUCUUUCAGUGUCUGGAGAAGUGGUUUCGUUAUAGCCCUGGACGAUUUCAAAACGAUGGACCUGAUGUGCUUAGUCAUAUUCGAUUUCCGCUAAUGACAGAAGCGGAGUUGGCCACUGUACAGGAGAAUGAAAUAAUCAAAAGGUGUCCGGGGGCUAUCCAAUAUGUGGCACGCGGGUUCAAAUACCACAUCGACUGCAAAGAAGGACAUCCAAACAUUGAGGAAAUAUCCACAAUUCGAAGUGAAAUCCCUUCUCUAGUAUUAGUUCACCAUGGGUCGUCAUAUAUGCCAUUUCAGAUAACUGCACACAAUCAUAUCUCAGGGGUUUUUUACCGUCUUUUCUCAGAUGUUAAUGGAAGCAGGGACUGUAGACUUGUAGUUGUGGACAAUUUUGGUUACAUUUGUCGUGUGGUGGACUUUGGAGGGGGUACCUUGAUGAGCUCCUUAGUACGUUUCGAUCCACGUCACUUGGUCAGUCAGGAACUUCGCCCAAUGAGACGGUUACGGAUGGACUUCGUACUUACGGCUCACAAGAGUUGCCUGUAUGUAUUUGGUGGCUCAACAGAGCAGUUUGCAAUCUUGGACUCAGUGGAGUUUUAUAACGUCACCACAAAUACAUGGGGUGAUCUACCUCCACUUCCCAGCCCUCUCCACUCCCUGGCGUCAGCAGUGGAAGGUGACCAUAUCUACCUCUCGGGCGGAGUGUCCAGUCAGGAUCGCCAGGCGACCAACACGUUCAUGUGCUUCUACCCGCUCACCCGUCACUAUGAAUCACUCCCAGGCAUGUUUUACGCGCGUCGUCUGCACGACAUGGUAUCGUUUCAGCAGAAAAUUUAUGUUGUGGGUGGCAUCCCUAGACAGGGAGCACCUCUUCAUGGACAGAUCCCAAUUGAGUCUUUCAACUUUUCCACCAAUCAGUGGACAAUGCUGUCGUCGACGCUUAGUGGGCGAUCGGUGGGACAUUACAUGCACUUUGAAGGACAGAUUUUGUCGCUGGGUCACGAGCAUCACAAUGCCACUGAAGACGAGAUCUGGAUCUAUGAUCCGGAAGUUGAUGACUGGGUGAAACACGCCAAGGCACCUCAGCGCAUGAAUCUCACCUCUGCCAUCUGUACUGUAUUACAUGUCAAUUACGACAAUGAAAAAGUUUGUAAAACCUUUCUUAAGGAAAAAUAAGAGUGUGAUUGCAAAUGUCAGGGUUACCGUAUAUGUCAAUAUAAUUUGUUAAAGCAUGAGAUAUACUAAAACAAGGAAGAGGAAUAUUUAAAAUGAUUAUAAUAAGAGUUUGGUUAAAAAUCUUU